Messenger RNA from Fusarium graminearum PH-1, 882 nucleotides. RefSeq lists its product as uncharacterized. The record is from RefSeq and is a predicted model, not a curated record. NCBI's taxonomy places the organism in Eukaryota, Fungi, Ascomycota, Sordariomycetes, Hypocreales, Nectriaceae. The transcript has 3 exons. Gene Ontology annotation, molecular function: protein binding. The coding region runs from base 1 to 882 and encodes 293 amino acids.
AUGGUGCUACAGUCUCACGACUUCCUCUUUUCCCUAUCAGUAUCUGGAAAAUACAGUGAUUUCACACUGGUUUGCAACGGCGGUCAUGAAUUCAAGCUCCAUCAAGUGAUUGUUUGCCCGCAAUCAUCCGUCAUAACCGCGGCUCUCUCGGGUGGUUUCCAGGAAGCUACAUCGAAAGUCCUAAACGUGACCGAGUUCGAUGUUGAUACCGUUCAAUACAUGAUAUCCUUUCUCUACACAGGCGAGUAUCAAAUAUCUUCCAAAGGGGAUAAACCCGAUUCCGACGAUGGAAGCCCCCAAGAAGAAGACAGCAACGAUGCUGCAGAUCAAGCAUCACAAGCUUCUUCCCAUCUUUCAGAACCCGACGAAACUGUCGACGAUCUUUUCGCCCAUCUGCGCGUUAAUGCAAUUGCCGACUAUUAUAAUAUCCAAAACUUGGCUCAACUUGCAAAUACAAAGAUUCGGGCUAUCCUAGACCUUGGCCAAAACACCGAGGCGUUCCCGCGCAUCAUUCAAGAAGUCUCGACUUCAAACAGAGACCUCAACAUCCGCUCAAUUAUCGCUUCAGCGGCGGUGGCACGCAUCGAGGAACUUUGCCAUUUGAAAGCCUUUCAAGAAUUGGAACUCGAGCAGGAUUUCUCUGCUACACUGUUUGGUGCUUGUAGUGAAAGGAUAGAGACACUCGAGCGUCGCUUGCACGAUGCUCAAGCCAAUGUUGUGAUGUACCAGACACUCCGAGACGACGAAAGACAGGCGAAACAGUCCGUCAUCGAGCAGGUGAACAGGUCUACCCAGAUGCUACAGCUAACGCCCUCCUGUCGCCAUUGCGAGGAGAACUUUGGUUGUUAUUUUGAGAGGGGGGGACUUGACCAAAACUCGUGA